This is a messenger RNA of Bolinopsis microptera, 2178 nucleotides long. Its product is annotated as matrix metalloproteinase-14-like. Gene Ontology annotation, molecular function: zinc ion binding; metalloendopeptidase activity. The record is from RefSeq and is a predicted model, not a curated record. NCBI's taxonomy places the organism in Eukaryota, Metazoa, Ctenophora, Tentaculata, Lobata, Bolinopsidae. The transcript has a single exon. Bases 23 to 2089 code for a protein of 688 amino acids. Gene Ontology annotation, cellular component: extracellular matrix. Gene Ontology annotation, biological process: collagen catabolic process; proteolysis; extracellular matrix organization.
UCUCCAACAUGUCUCAUAGAUAAUGUUGCCUAUUGUACUGUUCUGUCUGAUCCGCUACACGACCACUAGCCACCUUAAAUACCUCUCUGAUAGUGAUACACUGGACCACUUAGGACGGCUUGGUUUCCUUUCUAAAUACGUACAAGAUGUCACGUUUGAAGAGAGAAGUAUGGAUGAUUUGAAGUCGAAGAAGCACGCUAAACGGAGACCCGGUGAAGACGAGGAUAUAACGGAGACCUGGUUGAGACCUGGUGGUGUUCACACCAGACGGAGACCUGGUAGCUUGCACACACGACCUGGUGGGGUGGUUGUGUUUCCUAGAAGUCUCAUACUUCAGGAGUUGGAGAAUAGCAGGACUGUUCUCAACUACUUGGAUGAUUUUGGGUACCUUGAUGGUUACGCCAGUCUAAAAUCUAAAGUAAAAGAUGAGGGAUCACAUCAGGAUGAUCUGACUAUGAUGAGUACUGAAGAUCUUGAAGGAGCUUUGACGCUGUUCCAGUCCAUGAAUUCUUUGUAUCCGACAGGAAAUGUUGAUGAAGAAGUCCUAGCACAGAUGAAAAUCCCACGGUGUGGGGUUCCAGACAUUGAUCCCUACGAUCCAGGAGCACUUGCUCAACUCGGACUGGAAACAAUACAGGGUACCAACGGGCUGAAAGGCGGAUGGAAGACCUCUCUGUUUAAUAUUAAACCGGAAGACUUUGUUGCAUUCAACAAAAGAUACGAGAUUUCUGAUGAAAAAUGGCUGAAAAACAAGCUGUCUUUUCACAUAGAGAGCAUCAGUGACACGCUAGACAAACACACUCAAAAUGAGAUAGUCCAGGCUUUUGAAGUGUGGACUCAAAGCGUAGAACUCUUUCUCUACGAGGUAAAAGACAAAAAGAUAGCAGAUAUAAGGAUACAGUUCCUGGAAAAGGACCAUGGUGAUAAAUAUCCAUUUGACGGGCCUAUGGGGGUCCUUGCACAUGCUUUCUACCCUCGUAGUGGAGAAAUCCACUUCGACAAUGACGAGGAAUUCACCCGUUUAUCCGACAGAGGGGUUAACCUAAGAUACACAGCAAGCCACGAGUUCGGGCAUACUUUGGGGUUAAAACAUUCCGUCAAGAAAGGCUCCCUAAUGUCUCCUUAUCAUCCUGGCUACACAAAAGAAAUUCGCCUACAACACGAUGAUUUGGAGGGGAUCUCUAAGAUAUUCAAGCUUGGAAAAGGUGCCGUGUUUACUGCUGAGACAUUUGAGGCGAUGGAGUACCAAAGGUUUCAACAGAAUGAAUUUGUUGGCUCGCAAGAUAAUAAACCUCUUGCUAUGAACUCGCCAUGUAUUGGAGUAAUAGAUGCAGUAAUCCAACACCCUCGCAAGAAAACUCUCUUUUUCUUCACCAAAGACAUAUACUACAAGGUAGAAAGAGAUAAACUAGGUGAGAUAGGUGUGGUUGAAGGUUACCCAAAGUACAUAUCGGAAGGGUGGGAUGGGUUGGAAAACAACAUUGACGCUGCUUACGUUAACGCUACUAUAUCUGCAGCGUUCUUCUUUAAAGGGGAACAGUACUGGAAGUAUGAUUUUAUCCAGGAGAAAAUGUACCCUGGUUUCCCGAAAGCGACCAUGCCGUUAGUCUCAAAACAUCUUAAAGCAACCAUGAUGUCCGGUAACACCGCUUACUUCUUCUCCGGAGAUAAAAUACUGAAAUACGAAAGUUCAACAAACACGGUACAAACAUUCACUGAUAAGCACGUGGAAUCUGACGCAGCAUUUCCCCUCUUUGUGAAGGGCUACUUUGGAACCACGUACGGGUCCACUUACUCCAUCUACCGAGUAAAGAACAUGGAAGCAGUCCGUGUGUAUCACGGCCGACCCCUUUCCUGGGACUAUGGGUUACCCAUGUGUGUGGAUCAUCUCAUGCACAAUCGAGUUCUCAAUCCUAAGAUGAAACCGUUCUGUAACGCAUAUGCUUUGCUGGCUUUUACUGAUUACAAUUUGGAUAUCCCGACCGAGUGCUAUGGUUUGGUGAGGCCAUUCCCAGCGUUCCCGCUGGAAGCGAUACAUGAUCUGGAGAUACAGGAAGAGAUACAGGGCCUCGAGACUAUUGAACUUUGAUAAUGCGGUGAAGUUGAGUGCAGGAUUUGGACUGAUGUGAAAAUAUAUGUUGUUAUUUAAAGAUUUAACCUGAUCUUUGUUUUGAAGUU